UGAUCAUAACAAAAUAACACGUCUUGAAAAGGGAUUUUUAAGAGAAUGCACUGGUCUUUUUUAUCUUGAUUUUUAUCGAAAUAAAAUCAGAGUGAUUGAAGCUGGUGCAUUCCUAGGCCUAUAUUCGCUGAUGUUCAUAGAUCUCUCCAAAAACGAAAUCCAAGUAAUCCAACCAGGGGCAUUAACCGAUCUUUACGCUUUAAGUUUCUUAGAUCUUGAUUCAAACCAAAUAUCUAAUAUUACAAGAGAAAUGCUCCAAGGCGCACCUUAUUUAAUGUCACUAGUUUUGAAAAAGAACAGAAUCAAGUCCAUACCUGAAGGAGUAUUCGACGCUUAUAAAUAUCUAACGGACCUAUUUCUCGAAGACAAUAGAUUGACUGAAAUUGCUGGUGGAGCUUUCAAAGAAAACAACUUACUGCGAACAUUGCGUCUUCUCAACAACGGUAUAACUCACUUGAGAGAAGAUGUAUUCAGCGAUCUUCAUAGUCUAAAUACCUUGAUAUUAGCCGAGAAUAAAAUUGAAGCGAUUGCUCCUGGAUUAUUUAAGGGAUUGUCUCGACUGAUACGCUUGCAUUUAGACAAUAAUCUUCUUACACAUUUAGAGGAAAGAACUUUUAUACAUGUAACACAAAUCCAAACUUUGACACUCCACCAGAAUCGCCUUGUGAACAUACCAACAGCCAUUUUUACCAACCUCACAAAUCUCAUAUACUUGUCAUUCCAUGGAAACCAGUUAACAGAUAUUCCAAACAUAAAAAACAAACCAUUUAUACAACAAGUGUUUCUUAACAAUAACAGGAUUAAAUCUGUACCUAAUAUGCAGUUCAGAACAAACACAGAACUGGUCAACAUAUUUUUAGAUACCAAUAUGGUGGAACGUUUAUACAACAAUUCAUUCCAUGGAGCAUUAAACCUAAAAACCAUAACUCUUGCUGGAAACCCUCUUAAAGUUAUUGAGGAAGGAGCUUUCCUGUCACUGCCCAAUCUCACGAUAGUGAGUUUGAUCAACUCGUUUAUUACUAUGCCUCUCGUUAUUUGGCCCAUACUGUCCACUAAUAUAUCAUUUGUCAUUUCUCAGAGUGAUACGAAUGCAAGUAGUCUUGAUCUGGCUAUCAAAGUAAAGAACACUGAGGAAAGAUUUCUAGUUGCUGCUCUUGGAUAUUUCUGCCCAGAUGGGGAGCUCUUGGGUAUUUGCUAUCCAUGCGAGAGAGGACACUACAAACCUAUUGAUGUACGGCCAAUAUGUAAAGCAUGUCCACCAGGUGGAUUCUAUCAAGAUGAAAUAGGCUACAUAGGGGAUGGAAAAGAUACGUAUGGAGUCGCAUGUAAGCAGUGUCCUCAUGGUACCUUUGUGAAACCACAAAUGGCACCUGGAAAAUCAAGAACAGACUGUCGCUCGUGUCCACAAGGAACUUAUCUAAAAACAUUUGCUAAAUUCCGGGCGUGUAGCUGCAUGGAUGAACAUUACCGCCUUGAUCGAUAUGGACGUUGCUUCACUUGCACCAAGGGCUAUGUCUGUAAAAACGAAAGUAUUGACCUGGCAGCUGGUUUUUAUUGGAUCUGGGAAAGAAAAUUGCUACAGGACUAUGAACAUUUCAAAAAAGACUUACUUAUUUCUAAUGGAAGUCACAAACAACCUGCCUUUAAUGGCUUUAUUUCAAUAGCCUAUGCCUGUCCGAUUGCUGAAGCUUGUCUCGGGGGAGAACUAUCGAGUUGUAAACAAGGUUACACAGGACCUUUGUGCUCAGUUUGUGGUAAGGGGUACAUACAAAUGAUGACAAAUUGCCACAUAUGCCCUACCCUUCCCUGGAUCAUUGCUCAGAUGGUUCUAGUUGCUGUUUCAGUAAUCAUUCUUGUUAUUAUCAUCCUAUUGGAGAAAAAGAAAGAAGCAGGUAAUUCAUCGCGAUCCUUGACUGACAUUCUUCUUGCACGGCUCAAAAUUGUGAUCGGAUUUUACCAGGUUUCUUCGGCUACUUUUGACUCUUUUUCGUACAUCAGUUGGCCAGGCCCUAUUCUCACGAUCAUGAAAUAUGCUAAAAUGAUACAAUUCAAUCUACUGCAAAUAGCACCUCUGAGCUGCAUCGACGAUACCAUCAAAACCGACGCAUAUACCAGGUUCUUGAGUAGCAUGGUCAUCACUGGCGUUGUCAUUAGUUUCGGGGUUUUAUUUAAUUUCAUCGUAAAGUUUUAUGCUAGAAACAAAAGAGAGGAAUCUACUAAUGCUGUGGAGGAACGCCAGAUCAAGUGCAAUCAAUACAAACAAAAAUGCUAUCGCUUUUUGUUCUUGAUUCUGUUCAUUACUUUUCCAUCCACCUUCACUCACGUUGUCCAAAUGCUUCCUGUUACAUGCCACAAGAUCUGCUCGUAUGGAGGUCACAACUGUAUGUCCUACUUGAAAGCAGAUUACAGUAUUCAGUGUAACACAGCUAAACACAAUGUAUACGGUACUGUAAGCACAGCAGCCUUGCUGUAUUGUAUUGGCUUUCCAUUGGUGCUUUAUUUGAUCCUGAGGAAUGGAAGAAAAAUGGAACGUCGCCAUGGAGCAUCAUCUGUGCGCAGCAAUGCCAUUUUGAAUGGCAUUCGAUUCCUUUAUGAAAAUUAUUCAUCAAGCUGUUGGUUUUGGGAAAUCGUAGAACUCCUUCGCAAGAUUGCUUUUACUUCCAUCCUGGUCCUGAUGGCCACUGAAAGUCGGUUGAGUUUGGGCCUUACUUCAAUCUUUUCUGGUCUGUACUCUGUGAUGUUUGCCCUUUACAAGCCAAUUGAUGACACCUUUGAGCACUGGCUACAACUGGCUUCCUUGAUGGCAAGUUCUGUAAAUUUCUCAACUGGCAUGCUGAUGAAAAUCCCACUGGAUGAAACUUCGUCUGGUGUGAACGAAAUUGACGGAAUUGCAAUAACAGUUUUGCUUAUGAUUGCCAACAUUGCUGUCAUUGCAAUAGUUACAGUGAAAUAUGUAGCGAGUAUAGUGACUACGCUGAUGAGCCUGAAGGAAGAACCCAAGUGCAAUGUAUCUUGUUGUCUUGAAGUACUACAGAUUGCAAUCGAUGCUCAAGGAGAGUUCACUGAUGCUUGUAAUGAGCCAGCCAUCGAUGGAAAUCUCGUAUUUGAGGACGCAGUUGAAGAAGUGACGGCAUAUGCUGAAAAACAAGAACAAGAAGAGGAACAACAACAACAACAACAAGAGGAACAAGAAAUGGCAGAAGGAAAAGAGAAAAGAAUGAAUGAAGCAACAACAAGAAGGGAAGAAGGAAUAGAAGAGAAAGGAGAAGAAAUAGGAAAUAAARAUAGAGGAGGAAGGGAAAUGAAAGAACAAAAAUAAACCUAACGUGAUAAGAAAUGGCAAUUAUUCAAAGUAAAAAGAGGCUAUUUCAUUCUCAAUAAAGGCAAACGAACUAGUAAUACUCAUCAAGAAUAUUGUAACAUUGUAUUUAGAAUAGUUAGUUAUACAACAGAAGAAUAAUAAUGUAAUCAUCAAAUUAUCUCACAAAGCCUGUAUAUUAGCGUGCGCGCAGCACAACUUUAACUCUGAUCAGUAAUAUAGUUUCUACAAAUAUAUCAAUCUUUACAUAUAGGAUAUUACACGGUGGCGCGAAAAUAUGAAGUUUAUCUUAGAGUGGUGAAAAAUAUUUCACGAGCGGACGAGUGAAAUAUUUUUCAACACGCGAAGAUAAACUUCAUAUCUUCAAGCCAACGUGUAAUUUUUUAUUUAUUAUAUAGACAAAUCCACAAGUAAAAACUAUUACAACGCGCCUCAAGUGAGCGGGAAAACAUCGCAAGUGACGUUAUCGAUAUCCUCACUAGUGAAGAGAUGGAAAAUAUGUUACUGCAGGUCCCGGAUGUAGUUUGUACGAAAAAUACAAGUGGCGUAUUUCCCAGUACGACACUCAUGUCUAUAUAAUAAAACAUAUUAUACCAUAUAAGAAUAAUAUCGAAAUUACCAGCACAGUCUCCUAAUUUGUCAUAUAAGUUUGUAUAUGUUUGCCAUCUGAGCAAAGAGAGAGAAACCGCAACGCUGGUUUCAUCACUCUCGGUACAGGUGAGGUAUUCCGCCUUGAAUUGCUGCUUUUUAUAAUGUUUAUCACUAUCACACCAUUAGACGUUUUAAAACGCACAACCUGGUUGUGUGACAUCAUCAUCUACGAACAGGAUGGAAUAUGACAACACUAAGUAAUGACGUCGUUAAAAGAUUCCUCUGGACCAAAGCUUAUCAUUAAAACUUGGCGAGAAGAUUUAGUGGUUGUGGAACAGCAUUAUGAAUAUUUCAAUACUGACGCACAACCUAAUUUUCUACGGACAGAAUUGACCAUGAAGUCACAUUAAGACGUAAUUAAAGUCCAAUCACAAUCUUAAAAGGGUUUAGUGGUUGUGACUAAGACCCGGUAUGAACGUUUUAAAGUGCACAACUUUUGCUUAAUAAAUGACGGCUUUCCGAAUAUUUAGUCAUUCUUUCAGAACGAGUAAAAUAUGAUGAUGAUGAUGAUGAAGAUGAUAAUAAUAAUAAUAAUAUCUUUAUUUAUCCUGAUUUAAAAAAACCGAUCAGCUGGACACGAUAGAACAGCUGGUAUGAACCGGUGAUCAGCAAUGUAAAAUCUAUGAAAAUCUAAAUAAAAUCUAUACUAAAAUCUGCGAUUAAGAACCUAAAAGUAUAAAUAUCUAUGGCAUCACUCAUUGACGUCAUUUGAAAUGAUUGUACUGGACUAAUCAGAUUUACGCAUGUACUGUUGUGAUUCCGAGGUUAAACCUAACUGUAUUACAAAACUAUAACUAUAUUAAAAUAAACCUUUACUUGUCA
Actinia tenebrosa (Australian red waratah sea anemone) is the source of this 4792-nucleotide messenger RNA. RefSeq lists its product as uncharacterized. Lineage: Eukaryota; Metazoa; Cnidaria; Anthozoa; Actiniaria; Actiniidae. Gene Ontology annotation, cellular component: extracellular matrix. Gene Ontology annotation, molecular function: protein binding. The record is from RefSeq and is a predicted model, not a curated record.